GAUUAAUUUCGUUCACUUUUUUCAUUCACUUUACAUUUUAAAAUGUGCAAGUUCAUACUUAUUAACAUAUGUUUAUGGCAAUGGAUUUUUGUCAUUGUCAACUGUGACUAUUUGAGAGUAAAUACCACCACUGGUCCAAUGAUAGGCGUUUCACAGACGACAUUUGUGAAUAAAGUACCGUAUUUAUCAUACAAAGGAGUGCCCUAUGCCCAACCUCCCAUUGGAGAAUUGAGAUUUAAGACACCACUCGCAGUAAAACCAUGGUCAAACCCAAUUGUGACCACCGAUGAAUUUCAACCUUCCUGUCUCGUACUUGCUUCGUCCAAAUUUCUUGAAUUGAAUUCGAAACAAAGCGAAAAUUGCCUCUUUUUAAAUGUAUAUACGCCUGUCAUGGAUAAGAUAAAAGUUAAUAAAAAACUACCCGUGCUGUUCUUCAUCCCUGGUGGCGGAUUCACUGAAGGUGAUGGUACCGAUGGAUAUUAUGGUCCCGAUUUUAUAUUGGAGCAUGAAGUCAUUCUUGUUACAAUCAAUUAUCGUUUGGGUCCAUUUGGCUUUGCCAAUUUCGAUGUAGAAGGUUAUACUGGCAAUAUGGGACUCAAAGAUCAACGUUUAGCAUUGAAUUGGGUUAAAGAAAAUAUUGUAUUUUUCGGCGGUGAUCCAAAUUCGAUAGCAUUGGCUGGUGAAAGUGCUGGUUCAGUUUCAGUGCAUUUACAUCUAUUGACGGGUGGAUGCGAGCAUGUAAAUCGGGCAAUCAUGUGGAGUGGUCAUGCAUUCAAUUAUUGGGCAUACUAUAGAGAAAACAAUCAAUUAAAUGUGUUGAGAGAAACAUUCAAAGAUGAACUGGGAAAUAGAACGAGCAAAAGAGAUUUAUUAGAUUUCAUGAUUCAUGCAUCGGCAAAACUAAUCGUUGAAAAAACACCAACUUCUGGUUGGUCUAGAAAUACUAAUACAAUAUUUUGGACUCCGGCUAUUGAAGAUAAAAGUAAGGCCAUCCAGCCGUUUUUAACCGAAAAACCACAUAAAAUCUAUGCAAACAAUCGAUUCAGUUCUCAUUGCAAGAAUGUUGAAGUAUUUGCGGGUAUAACCAGUUCUGAAUUCAUGACAUUCAUUGACCCAAUCAAUCUCUAUUCAUGGAUUGAACCAAUGAAAUAUAAUUUAAUCAUUGGUCUACCAUAUCAUGGACUCACUUUGACGCCAGACGAUAAUAAAUACAAAUCAAUGCAGGCUAAAAUCAAACAGUUUUACUUCGGCGAUGAAGAAAUUGAAGCAACCCCCGAACAUCUGAAUCAAUACAUUCAAAUGUUUACAGAUAUACAUUUUCUGAUUCCAUUUUAUGAAACCAUGCGAUUACAUGCAAAAGUGUCGAAAAUGUUUUGUCACUUUUUUGACAUAGAUUUGGGUACAAACAUCAUAAAGAAAUCAAGACAUUUGGAAAUGGUUGAUAGAAUGGGACACAUCGAAGAUAUUGGAUACAUGUUUAAAGCAAAUCAAUUUGUCACUUUCUAUAAUCAAACAAUGGAAAACCGAAGCGAAGUUACAAAUCAAAAGACGAUAAAAGCUUGGCAUUUCGUAUCGAAACUUUUCACCGAUUUUGUUAAAACCGGUCGAUCGGCAAACAGUAGUCCCGUCGAAUCAGUGGAAAGUGCACAAUGCGUUCACAUUAUGAACGAUGGCCUUGGUUCGAUUAUUCAACCAAGAAAAGAAAGAAUGGAAUUGUGGAAUCAAAUUAGAGAAUAUCUUAAACCAUAUAUUAUCGACGAAUAUUAAAUUAUCAUGUAAAUUAUAUGGCAAUGUCACUAGCAAUGUCAUAAUAGCAUAGUGUGGCAGACUCAUGUGAAAAAAGAUAAAGGUAUACAAUUUGUUGGCAGGUACGCAUUCAAAAUAA
Molecule: messenger RNA, 1885 nt
Organism: Contarinia nasturtii (swede midge)
Lineage: Eukaryota; Metazoa; Arthropoda; Insecta; Diptera; Cecidomyiidae
Product: esterase B1-like
Exons: 10
Coding region: 43-1767 (574 amino acids)
Source: RefSeq, a predicted model, not a curated record